This is a messenger RNA of Xenia sp. Carnegie-2017, 481 nucleotides long. RefSeq names its product probable kinetochore protein NUF2. Bases 188 to 481 code for a protein of 97 amino acids. The transcript is spliced from 4 exons. Gene Ontology annotation, cellular component: kinetochore; Ndc80 complex. The record is from RefSeq and is a predicted model, not a curated record. Lineage: Eukaryota; Metazoa; Cnidaria; Anthozoa; Malacalcyonacea; Xeniidae.
GGCAAAAUUUUCUAGAUAUCUUUCUUCUGUUGUAAUAACUUAUAAACUUCUUGUUUAAUGGAAAAACAACAACAACGUGCUAUGAAACAUAUUAUUAAGUUGAAUCUACAAACUUUCUUAAUACUAUGACGUAUACGUCACGUGACGGCGACUUUGAAUUCCCUUUCCAAAAAGCGCGCAAUUCAAAAUGUCGUAUCCUAUUCUUUCAUACGAAGAGGCAAUUUCCAGUUUACGUCAAAUGUUUGACCUAAAUGUGUGCGAAGAGGAGCUCAGAAGACCCACAUCACAGUUUGUUAAGAAACUUAUGCUAGACCUUGCUACAACAUCUCUUGGCAUAUCAAGGGAACAAAUGAUGCAGCCACCUUUCAAGUUGGUCAGUAUGCUUCCUUAUCCAGAUAUUUUAGAGGAAGGAGCAUCAUUUAUAUAUUACACAUUGAUUGUACAAAGAUUCCUCCAUUCAUGUUUGGUGAAAGAUUUUUGA